Durusdinium trenchii is the source of this 2106-nucleotide messenger RNA. The record is from the annotation of a GenBank genome assembly. Lineage: Eukaryota; Dinophyceae; Suessiales; Symbiodiniaceae.
ACGAACUUCAUGAUUUCUCUCGAGAGGACGGAGGUGUAGCAUGAUGUUGGAUUGGACGUUGGAUUUGCCACCUUCAUCCGAUUCAUCGGUGAAGCAUAGUGCAACUAAAUAGAGUGGUAUUCGUUGGCUGUGGCAUUCGUCCAGAGGAGAUAUCGCCUUCAUUGUGUCAAGUUGACAAAUCAAACUAUGUUGCACGCAUAGUUGCUUUGUGGGGGUGUUGACUUAUUAUCUUCAUAAGGAAUUCUUCAUCCUCAGCCAUUUGAGCACGAAAAGCAGGGUGAAACGAGGCAUAUUCUUUUUGAAGAAUCAUGUUUCGAUGCAUGUUGCUCAGCCUUUUGGUGACCUUGGCGGGUGGUGCGUGCUUGCCCAACGCCAUCCCGCCGUCCGAGCGAAAGCUGCUGGAGAACAGCAAUGGUGAGUCCUACCCCUUUGGUGUGUGGAUUGCCAACUAUGCCGCCUCGUAUGCCGCAAACGUGAUGGUCCAAGUGCUCAUCGAGGAAGUCUUCGGGUUCAACACAACCAGUGGCCUUGGCCCUGGGACUGUGAGUGGGUUCUAUGGCGUUGGUGGCUGCCUCAAUCCGAAUGACAACAAUGAUCCUCAAUGUGGGACUGAAGUGCCGACCAAAUAUCACCUCAACAUGGAGGCGUGGGUGAAUGGCUAUCCUUUGGUGUGGAAGAAUCUUCAGCUCGAACACCCGAAAACGGCACCAGAUGAUCUUGGAAGCAUGGGCUAUGCGGGCUAUGCCGGGAGUUUCCUGACAGAGGAGGUCAUCACAACCGCUCACAAGACGGAGGGUAUUGCUUUGCAGUACUACAAAUUUUGGAAUGCAUCGUGGUACGAACCUUCCAAAUACACAAACACGAUCACCGACUUCAAUCUUUCCAGAUGGUUGAAGCCUUGCAUGAACAGCGACUCCGUUUUCAUGGAUGAUACCACCAUGAGGCGGCACAUACAGUUCACAGGCGAUCUUGAUGGACUGGUGUUGAACACCAGCAAUAGCCGAUACUACGCGAAGUGCCAAGAUGGCUAUUUUUGGAGAGCUCCAAGUUGUCGUGGGAAUGCUUCACAAUGUGUCCCUUUUGUCACUGGAGGCUCUGGCUGGUCCAUAGAGGAGAUGAUGCAAAAAAGCGUCGUACUAUACAUGCCCUUGGGCCUAGCAGUGGCUGCUGGAUGGACUGAGUACACCCAAAUUCCAUUCCACUAUCCAAAAAUGCAAGUGUAUUGGUGGGUGCCAGAUCCCAGUUUUCUGGAACUGGCGCCACAGAUGAUGCAAUGGGCGCCCCUUGACAAGCGUGGAUGGGCGAAUGGGUAUCAGGUUUCACAGCUCGGAUCCAUUCCGAUCAAGAAGCUUGUGAGCAGGGACCUGAUGGUUCUGGCUCCGAAUGUGCGAAGCUUCGUGAGCAACAUCAUGAUCUCCCUGAAGCAAAUGGAUGAGAUACUCCUGGACCAGAAGAACACGUCAGCCACCUGGGAGGAUGCCACCUGCAAAUGGCUGCUGGCCAACGAGCCGGUUUGGCGCAGCUGGAUCCCUGAUGAGAGUCAAUGCUUUCCGGGCUUCGGGCUCUACGAUUCGGUGCUGAAAGACUUCGUGGACGCUCGGGAGAAUGCAACGAACAAGAUCAUUUGCCAGGCCUGUGCCUCCGGGACAUAUUCGACGCCCUUGAGCGAUAACGUGGGCGACACCUUCAUUUGCAUGCCCUGUCCUAAAGGCACCAGUCAGCCACUUGGAGCCGCAUCGUCCUGCAAGCCAUGCAAGCAAGGCGAAUAUCAAGGUGAGACAGGACAAAAGACGUGCAACCGCUGCCCCAUCAGUACCUAUCAGGACGAGGAAGGUACCGAAGUGUGCAAGGCUUGCCCAGCAGGAACGACCACUCUUGGCUUACGUCGCACGCCACGUGACACCCCAUGUUCCGCCUUCCAAAAGUGGCACACGCGUGGGGCGAUCCACAACCGGAAUGAAUAUGGCAAGAUUUGGGGCCGUGGAGAAUCUGUUGCUGCCUCUGACUGCGGCUGCGACCAGAACUCCAUUGACAUGGAUCCUACAGAUGCCUUCUGGUGUCAGCCCUGUGGCGAGGGGCUGACUUGCCCAAGCUCGUCCAGUUUGG